Molecule: messenger RNA, 1831 nt
Organism: Oryzias melastigma (Indian medaka)
Lineage: Eukaryota; Metazoa; Chordata; Actinopteri; Beloniformes; Adrianichthyidae
Gene: nkx2.4b
Product: NK2 homeobox 4b
Exons: 2
Coding region: 116-1426 (436 amino acids)
Biological process (GO): cell differentiation; regulation of transcription by RNA polymerase II
Cellular component (GO): nucleus
Molecular function (GO): DNA-binding transcription factor activity, RNA polymerase II-specific; RNA polymerase II cis-regulatory region sequence-specific DNA binding
Source: RefSeq, a predicted model, not a curated record
AUAUAUAUAUUAAUUAUUUUCACGCGUAGAGUUGGAGAUAAAAAGGGAAACAAAUGUGGAUUACUCUACGCAUGCGCAGUGUUGUUGUAUUAUUAGGAAGUUUUGAGGGCCAAACAUGAUCAGCAGGUCUCUGCAGCCGCGCGCGUCGCCCCGCCCCCUCCGUCCACCGGGAUGGGGGCAGCUGGUCUGUUCCUGCAGAUCAGCGGGAUUUCUUAUCAGCGUGACGGAGGAAGCAACAAGCCGCCAGGAGGGAGGAAGGGAGGGGGGGCUUAGGCAGAACUCCACCUCAGAGACGCAUCCAUCCAUCAUCCAUCAUCCAGACGCAGCGCACCGGAGGGCACGGGGUGGCCGCACCAUGUCCUUGAGCCCAAAGAACUCCACUCCCUUCUCUGUUACAGACAUCUUGAGCCCGAUGGAGGACAGUUACCGCAGGUUCGGUGGAAUGGACCCCACGGCGGGGGCCCUGGGAGCCCCGCUGGGCGCCUACCGGCAGUCUCAGGUCCCCCAGCAGCAGCAGCAGCAGCAUCCGCACCAGCAUCAUCAUCACCAUCAUCAUCACCUGUCCUCCUCCUCCUCAUCCUCCUGCUCCUCCUCAGCGGCUCUGGGGCCGGGCGCGCCCUACCACAUGCCCCACGGGGUGCCCCAGUUCUCCGGGGCGGUCGGCGGUUUCUGCAACGGGGGCAUCGGGAACGUGGGGGACCUGCCGACGUACCAGGAGACGGUGAGGAGCGGAGGGGCGGCGGCCGCGUGGUACAGCAACCCGGAGCCCAGAUACCCCACAAUUUCCAGGUUCAUGGGCGCCUCCGCCGGGAUGAACAUGUCCGGGAUGGUGGGAGGCCUGGCCGGGAUGGAUUCCUCCGCCAAGUCCGUGGUGACGCUGCACGCGGCUCCGCGCCGGAAGCGGCGCGUGCUCUUCUCGCAGGCGCAGGUGUACGAACUAGAGCGCCGCUUCAAGCAGCAGAAGUAUCUUUCCGCCCCGGAGAGGGAGCACCUGGCCGGGCUGAUCCACCUCACCCCGAACCAGGUGAAGAUCUGGUUCCAGAACCACCGGUAUAAGCUGAAGCGGCAGGCCAAGGAUAAGGCCGCGCAGCAGCCGCAGCACGACAGCGGCGGAGGAGCUGCGUGCGCCACUACCGGACGCUCUUCCUCCGUUUCCCCCGCGCUUUCUAAAAACGGGAAAGGAUCCCGGACCGAUUCAUGCGGCUCCAACAACACCGGGAACCGACAGGGGGGCUCGGGCGACGCCAUGACGGCGACCCCGCAGCAGGUGAACCAUCUGUCCUCCACGGAGGAGCUGGACGACCUGUCUCCGAGUCCGCCGAUGGGACUACAUGAUCAGAUCAACAUGUCGCAGACGGACGCGGCCCUCAUGGACUACACCAACAGCGUCAUCGGCUCCAAUUUACUAUACGGGAGAACUUGGUAGCGAGAGGGAAUCGAACCCUUUACCUGGAGCACAUCAUCCACGAGACAGUUUUAUAUCAGCAAAGUCGCACAUGCGCAAAAAGUCAAAAUUUUUUGGACGCGCGCUGGAUUUAGCAAAAACUGAUCAGAGCUAAAAACUCAAUCUGAGUGAUUUUAAUGUAUUUUAUUCUUUUUUUAAUGACUGCUCUUUGAAAAGUAAUAAAACAAAAAGCCUCAUGUCUAAAACAAGACACGUGCUUCCUUCAAUUAAAUUAUUGCAGAUUUAAAAUCAGUUAUAAAAUGAAAAUAGGGAGGAAAAUUCAUUAAAUCUGAAUUCCAGCUGUUUUGUUUUCCUGAAUGAAUUUGACAUUUUUGUUUGUUGUUUUGAACUUUUAUUUUUAUCUGAUGAUUUGUGCUUUUAAAAUAC